Molecule: messenger RNA, 3657 nt
Organism: Nicotiana attenuata
Lineage: Eukaryota; Viridiplantae; Streptophyta; Magnoliopsida; Solanales; Solanaceae
Product: pumilio homolog 1-like
Exons: 9
Coding region: 331-3285 (984 amino acids)
Biological process (GO): post-transcriptional regulation of gene expression
Cellular component (GO): cytoplasm
Molecular function (GO): mRNA binding
Source: RefSeq, a predicted model, not a curated record
GAGCCGACCUGUUGAUCCAACGGUGCAUGGCACCACGGCGCUCGUGCUAAUCACACUCCCCGUUUCCUUACUUCACUGUUCAGCGCACUUCCAUUCUCUCUCUAAACCCCGUCUUCUCUUUCUCUCUCUAGAACAGUGACUUCAUCCCUCAAUGAUCACUAUUUCUCCUUUUUAUCAACUAAAUUGAUACUAUGGUCGUUCGAAACUAGCUUAAAUAUUUGAACUGUUAAAAGUUAAUUUAAGAAGAUUUUUUUUUUUUUUUGGGGCUAAUUUUGAGUUUGAAAUUCGCAGUUUUGGGAGGCGUAAUUUAAUGUUAGUGUUUUAUGUGCAAUGAUUACUGAUAGUUAUUCAAAGAUGAUAUCAAUGGUAGGAGGAAACAACGAUUUUAAUGAUCGGGAGAGAGAGCUAAGCAUGUUGCGAAGCGGUUCUGCUCCGCCCACUUUUCAAGGAUCGCUUAGCGCUUUUGCUGAUUUUGGUGGUCUUUCAGAGGAAUUAAGGUCUGAUCCAGCCUACAUUGCCUAUUACUACUCCAACGUCAACCUAAACCCUCGCCUUCCGCCGCCUCUUCACUCCAAAGAGGACUGGCGGUUCGUGCAGCGUCUCCAAGGCACUAAUGCUGCAGCUAAUGGUAGCUCUGUGGCAUUAGGGGAUAUUGGAGACCAGAGGAAGUUGAUUCGAGGUGAUAAGGGAGCUGAUGAUAUGUCACUUUUUCCGAUGCAGUUGGGAUUUGGUCAGGAAGAUGGAGAUGUUGGAAAGGAGGAUGAGAAGGAAUGGCGCGGAGAUGGACUUAUUGGGUUACGUGGGCUUGGAUUAGGAAGCCAGCAGAAGAGCAUUGCUGAGAUGAUUCAGGAUGGUAGAAGUCAAGCAACGUCUACUUCGAGGCAUCCAUCUUGUCCACCUAGCCGUGCAUUCGAUGAUGUUGUCGAUCCUUCUGGAUCCCAAUUUGCUCAUCUCCAUCACGAGUUGGCAUCUUUGGAUGCAUUACAUUCUCAGGCAAAGAUCCAAGGCACAUCUGCACUCCAAAGCGUCACCACAUCAGGCUGUCAAUCUUAUGCUUCUGCUUUGGGCUCAUCAUUGUCGCGAAGUACCACCCCUGACCCUCAGCUUGUAGCUAGAGCUCCUAGUCCUCGUAUUCCUUCUGCUGGAGGAGGGAGGAUAAGCUCAAUAGAUAAAAGAAACGUAAAUGUCCCUAACACAUCGGAGAACAUUCCAUCUAAUAUGGGGGAGCAUGCUGAUCUGGUAACUGCAUUGUCUGGCAUGGGUCUGUCAGUGCAUGGUAUGGGAGAUGUACGAAAGCAUCAAAAUACUCAAAAUCAUAAUGAGAUUGAUAAUCACCAGAACCUCUUUCAUCUGCAGAGGGAUCAAAAUCCUAUGAAGCAGCAUUUCUAUGCGAACGAGUCUGAAUCAGUUCAGUUUCGUAAAUCUGCAUGUUCAUCUGCUGCUUCAUACUUGAAAGGGCCUUCUAACCCAACUCUCAGUAGUGGAGGAAGUUCACCAUCUCAAUAUCCAGCUGUUGAUAAUCCUAAUUCAAUGUUUUCUCCAUAUGGUUUAGGAGGUUAUGAUAUGAACCCUUCAUCACCAUCGAUGUUGGAAAACCAACUUGGGGGUGGUAAUUUUCCUUCAUUAUUUGAAAAUAUUUCUGCUGGGGCAACAAUGGGUGCCUGUGGAAUUGAUCCUCGAGCAAUGGCAGGAGGCUUGAAUUUUUGUCCUAAUCUAUUGGCUGCUGCAGCUGAAUUACAGAACAUUAAUAGACUUGAUGGUCAGACCUUGGGUAGUUCACUGCAAAUACCUCAGGUGGAUCCCAUGUACCUUCAGUACUUGAGAUCAACUGAGUAUCUUUGUGCUCAGCUAUCAGCUGUUAAUGACCCAACUGUUAGCAGGGGAUCUCUAGGCAAUUCAUACAUGGAUUUGCUUGAGCUUCAGAAAGCAUAUUUUGGGGCACUGUUUGCGUCUCAAAAAUCACAGUAUGGUCUUUCGUGUCUUGGAAAAUCUGGUGGCUUAAAUAAUGGUUACUAUGGGAAUAUAGCACUUGGCGUUAAUAUGUCAUAUCCUGGAAGCCCUUUGGCUGGUGCAGCUCUUCACAAUUCUCCCUUUUGGCCUGGUAGUCCUAUAAGGUAUGGCGAAAGGAACAUGCAUUUUCCUUCAGGGAUGAGGAACUUAUCUGGUGUAAUGGGAGCUUGGCAUUCCGAGUCUAGUUCUAACUUGGGAGAAAGCUUUGCUUCGACAUUAUUGGAUGAGUUUAAGAGCAACAAAAGUAAGUGUUUGGAGCUGUUGGAGAUUGAAGGCCAUGUUGUUGAGUUCAGUGCGGACCAGUAUGGAAGCAGGUUCAUUCAACAGAAGUUGGAGACCGCUACAACAGGGGAGAAGAACAUGGUCUUCUCUGAAAUUAUGCCACAAGCUCUUUCAUUGGUGACUGAUGUGUUCGGUAAUUAUGUGAUCCAGAAGUUUUUUGAACAUGGAAGUGCAUCUCAGAUUAGAGAACUAGCUGACCAGCUCAAUGGGCAUGCUCUAACACUUUCUCUUCAAAUGUAUGGUUGCCGAGUGAUCCAGAAGGCCAUAGAGGUUGUUGAUCUGGACCAGCAAACCAAAAUGGUCACAGAGCUUGAUGGUCAUGUUAUGCGCUGUGUUAAAGAUCAGAAUGGGAAUCAUGUUAUCCAGAAGUGUAUUGAAUGCGUACCAGAGGAUGCCAUCCAGUUCAUUAUUUCCACAUUUUAUGAUCAAGUUGUGACAUUGUCCACCCAUCCAUAUGGAUGUCGGGUCAUACAGAGAGUCUUGGAACACUGCCAUAAUCCUGAAACACAGAGCAUUGUGAUGAAGGAGAUUUUGCAAUCUGUUUGCAUGCUGGCACAAGAUCAAUAUGGGAAUUAUGUUGUUCAGCAUGUAUUGGAACAUGGAAACCCAGAGGAGCGUACUUCUAUAAUUAACAAACUGAUGGGGCAGAUAGUUCAGAUGAGCCAGCAGAAAUUUGCCUCGAAUGUUGUGGAGAAGUGUUUAUCCUUUGGAACUCCUGAAGAACGCCAGACCUUGGUAAAUGAGAUUCUGGGCUCUGAAGCUGAAACUGAUCCUCUUCAGGUGAUGAUGAAAGAUCAGUUCGCAAACUAUGUUGUACAGAAAGUGCUGGAGACGUGUGAUGACCAGCAACUUGAAUUGAUUCUCAACCGAAUAAAGGUUCAUCUAAAUGCUCUGAAGAAAUAUACCUAUGGAAAGCACAUAGUUGCCCGUGUAGAGAAACUAGUUGCUGCUGGAGAGAGGAGGAUCAGCGAUCUGGCUUCGUAUUCAGCUUAGAUAGCAUAGGAAGGAAACUGUACAGCUAAUUGAGGCUAGGAUGAGUGUCCUUGUCUUUGUUCUAUUGUAGCUUUGGCUCUACCUGUUAUCAUGGAGCACGUUAAAAAAUAAGAAUGUUUGUAGUACAUGAGUUGUACAUUAUUAGUUGAGGUAUACCUAGAGUUGGGUUAAACGUUAGGUGAGGCUCAGAUGGUAAACAUACCUGAUGCCACUGGCGAGAAGAUAAAAGUAACUGUACAAGGGUGUAUAAAAGAAACUGUAGAAGUCUAUUCGUGACUAUACAAACGUUGCCUUGUGCAAAGCCUGUGUUUUUUUAGGUUAGCACGAGGUUUUCCUAAUGAAUGGAUGAUUAUUUUCCUUUCGAAAAACAAA